AUGAUCUGGUACGUAGGAAAGCUACUUCCUUUGGUAUUCACUUCAUCGGCACUGAUCUGCCUGGUCAUCGUCUUUGUAGGGUGCACAUCAACCUCAUCUCCAAAUGAAUUGUAUUUCCUAAGGGUGAACUUUACUGAUUUCCCGGAACUUGGGAGCUUUCAUCUACGUCGCUCCCUCAGUAUCGCCGGAGUGGACGCGUCCGAUCUCUCAAAAACAGCCAGUAAUGAGGCGAACAGCAUUGUAAGCAGCGCCUCGACUGCCGUCAUUUACGCCUCUGGUGCCGCAGAGACUGCAGUGAGCCAAGCUACUGCUAAGGUUCAGUCCUUCUCCGACGAAAUCAAGUCACAUCUUCCAGGUUCCUACUCUGUGGGGCUUUGGGGAUAUUGUCAAGGUCAGAAGGAAACGGUGUCCUAUUCCAAUUGCUCACAGCCAAGUACCUCCUUCUCUUUCGACUUGCUGAGCAUUUUUGGUUCAAUUUCCCCAACUAUUGAGGAUAUGCUGCCAGAUGAAAAUAAUAAGGUUCUUGCUGGGUACCAUGAGGUUUCUCGAUGGUCAAUCUCAGCUUACAUCUUGGGUAUCGCUUCCACGUUCCUGGCUGUUGUCUUCGGCGUCACUACAAUUUUUUUCUCAUGGGGAAAAUUACUGCUUAUCAUUUCUUCCUUGGCUGCAACUAUCUUUAUCACCGGCGCAUCCAUCAGCGUUACAGUUAUCUACGGGCUGAUUACAAGUGCUGUAAAGAGCAUCGGAGCGGAUGCAAGUUUGGGGGCUCAUUCGUUCACCGCAACCUGGCUAGCAGUAGCAUUUUCCUUCGCGGCUUUUUUAACAUGGCUGAUCGAAGUCUUUUGCUGCUGUAUUUGA
Molecule: messenger RNA, 858 nt
Organism: Penicillium olsonii
Lineage: Eukaryota; Fungi; Ascomycota; Eurotiomycetes; Eurotiales; Aspergillaceae
Source: the annotation of a GenBank genome assembly